Messenger RNA from Ilex paraguariensis (yerba mate), 2155 nucleotides. NCBI's taxonomy places the organism in Eukaryota, Viridiplantae, Streptophyta, Magnoliopsida, Aquifoliales, Aquifoliaceae. The record is from the annotation of a GenBank genome assembly.
AUGGAGGGUGGAAGUAUUGUACGAGUCGGUAGUGCACGUUUAGAUAGUUUUUCACGGUGUUAUCGAGAGGAAGAUGCUGAAGAAGCACUGAAAUGGGCUGCUCUUGAGAGAUUGCCAACCUAUCUUCGAAUAAGGAGAGGUAUACUGGCUGGAGAAGAGGGCCAAGGCCAACCAAGAGAGAUUGAUAUAAAGAGUCUUGGACUAAUAGAUAGAAAGAAUCUGUUGGAGAGGCUUGUGAAAAAUCCAGAGGAAGAUAAUGAGAAGUUCUUGUUAAAGCUCAAGGAACGCAUUGAUCGAGUUGGAAUUUCUCUUCCCACUAUUGAAGUUCGGUUUGAGCAUUUAAAUGUGGAUGCAGAAGCUUAUGUUGGCAGUAGAGCACUGCCCACUCUAUUCAACUUUUUUAUCAAUUUAUAUGAGGGACUCUUGAAUUAUCUUCAUAUUCUUCCAAGUAGAAAGAAACCCUUUCCAGUCCUUCGUGAUGUAAGUGGAAUGAUCAAGCCUGGCAGAAUGGUAUUGCUAUUAGGACCACCAAGCUCCGGAAAAACAACGUUGUUGCUAGCCUUGGCUGGACGACUUGGUUCAGAUCUUAAAGUUUCAGGGAGAGUAACCUAUAAUGGGCAUGGAAUGGAUGAGUUUGUUCCACAAAGGACAUCUGCUUAUGUAAGUCAGGAUGAUCUUCAUAUAGGUGAAAUGACAGUGAGAGAAAAAUUGGCUUUUUCAGCAAGAUGUCAAGGAGUUGGACCGCGUUAUGAAAUGUUGGCUGAAUUAGCAAGGGAAGAGAAGAAAGCAAACAUUAAGCCAGACCCUGAUCUUGAUAUUUUCAUGAAGAUUUUGGGGCUUGAAGUCUGCGCUGAUACCCUUGUGGGGGAUGAAAUGCUCAGAGGUAUUUCUGGAGGGGAACGAAAGCGACUCACAACAGGGGAGAUGCUGGUUGGACCAGCAACAACACUUUUCAUGGAUGACAUAUCAACUGGUUUGGACAGCUCAACAACUUUCCAUAUUGUUAAUUCAAUGAAGCAAUCCAUCCACAUUCUUCAAGCAACUGCUUUAGUUUCGCUACUCCAGCCUGCACCAGAAACUUAUGACCUAUUCGACGACAUAAUUCUUCUGUCUGAUGGCCAAAUCGUGUAUCAAGGUCCCCGUGAAAACGUGCUAGAAUUCUUUGAGUGCAUGGGCUUCAAAUGUCCUGAGAGGAAAGGAGUUGCAGACUUCUUGCAAGAAGUGAUAUCAAGGAAAGAUCAAGAGCAGUAUUGGGCGUGUAAAGACAAACCUUAUAGCUUUGUUAGUGUUGGAGAAUUUGCAGAAGCAUUCCAGUCAUUUCAUGUUGGCCAGAAACUAGGUGAUGAGCUUGCUGUUCCAUUUGACAAAGCCAAGAGCCACUCUUCUGCUCUAACCACUAACAAGUAUGGUGUUAGCAAGAAAGAAAUAUUGAAGGCCUGUAUAUCUAGAGAAUACUUGCUUAUGAAGAGGAAUUCAUUCAUCUACAUAUUCCAGAUAACUCAACUUUUGCUUAUGGCUUUCAUAACAAUGACUAUCUUCCUACGAAGUGAGAUGCCCCGGAAUACAAUAACAGAUGGUGGGAUUUUCAUGGGUGCGAUGUUUUUCGGGGUAAUCACAAUUUUGUUUACUGGAUACUCAGAGCUUGGGAUGAGCAUUAUGAAACUUCCUGUGUUUUACAAGCAAAGAGACCUUCUCUUCUUUCCCCUUUGGGCAUAUUCUCUACCCACAUGUAUCCUCAAGACCCCAGUCGCACUUGUUGAAGCUGCCAUUUGGAUGGCCUAUGCACUAUUCCGUUUGAUGGGGGCAUUGGGAAGGAACAUCAUAGUCGCAAACACAUUUGGUUCAUUUGCAAUACUUACAGUUAUUGUGAUGGGUGGAUUUGUGUUGUCGCGAGCUGACAUAAAGAAAUGGUGCAUAUGGGGUUAUUGGUUCUCACCCAUGAUGUAUGGGCAAAAUGCAAUAGCUGUUAAUGAGUUCCUUGGUAAAAGCUGGAGACAUGUUCCUCCUAAUUCCACAGAACCUUUGGGAGUAUCUGUCUUGAAGUCUCGCGCAAUUUUUCCUGAAGCGCGGUGGUAUUGGAUUGGAGUAGGAGCUUUGAUUGGAUACGUAUUUCUAUUCAAUUUCCUCUUCACUUUAGCUCUAACUUAUCUCAAUC